Messenger RNA from Octopus bimaculoides (California two-spot octopus), 765 nucleotides. RefSeq lists its product as uncharacterized. Lineage: Eukaryota; Metazoa; Mollusca; Cephalopoda; Octopoda; Octopodidae. The record is from RefSeq and is a predicted model, not a curated record.
AUGUGGAUAUGCCCCUCUGUCAUUCCGGAGAGUCAGUGUGGUUUUAGAUCAAGUCGUGGCACAAUGGACAUGAUUUUUUCUGCUCGUCAACUCCAAGAUAAAUGCAUCGAACAUCGCAUAGCUCUUUACCAGGUAUUUGUCGAUUUAACAAAAUCCUUCUACACUGUCAAUAGGACCUUUCUCUGGACCAUUCUUGGUAAACUUGGAUGUCCACCUCAAUUUGUCAACUUGUCUAAGCAACUUCAUAGUGAUAUGAAAGCCCGUCUUAACUUCAAUAGGUCACUAUCGGAACCAAUUUCCAUUGAAAACGGAGUUAAACAAGGUGAUAUUGCUGCUCCAACACUUUUUCCCAUAUAUUUUGCUACCUGGACAACAUAUCAGCGCCACAUCAAGGCUUUAGAGAGAUUCCAUCAGACUUGCCUAAGGCGGAUACUAGACAUCAAAUGGAAGUCUUUAACACUAGACACUGUUGUUCUUCAGCAAGCUAACACACCCAGUAUUGAAAUGAUCCUCAUACGCAGUCAGAUGCGUUUGGUUGGGCACCUUGCUAGGAUGCAGGAUGACAGGUUGCCAAAGCAGUUGUUUUACGGGGAGUUGCAGCGUGGCAAACGUCCGAGACAUAACCCUAAGAAACGUUUUAGGGAUGCUGUUGAAAGCAACCUUAAGGCUCUUAAUGUGAAAGUUGAAGACUGGGAGCAGAUGACGCAAGAUCGAUCGGUUUGGAAACAAAUGAUUUACAAUAGAUGUAAAGCAUUUGAAGCUUGA